AUGCUUUGCGCCGCGGGCGUGGUUGCCGCGCUGCUGUUCGCUCCGGGGCUGCUGAUGCUUCUCUUGGGGCUCGGGCUGCAGGCGGGCAAUGCACGCGACGUCCCACGGCGUGACGGCAACACUACCCAUGGGCACGCCGGCGACCGAGGCGUGCGUGCGCGGCUGACUGCAUGCGUCAGGGCGGCCUUGGGCGUCCUUGUGAGUCCCCUUGGGAUGGUCGCUGCGAGGGCGCAGGAACACCGGCCGGUGGACACGCCGGCGACGGAGUUCCAGAUGCCACGGGCCCUGGAAGAGCUGCGCGAGUUCGUCCGUGAGGAAGUCACGGAUGCAACGAUGGAGCUUCGCAACAGGGUGCAAUGUCUCGAGGCGACGGUGAACCAUCUCGAGAACCGACUCGGACCUCAAGGGGACGUGGGCCAAGAGAUUCACAUGCUGCAAAACGCCAACGACGACUUGAGGCGGAGAAUGAGCGACAACGAGGAGGGGAUGCGGAGCGCCCGUGGAGAUGCUCGGCAGGCCCUUGCCGAUGUGACCGAAGCGCUCAAGGUCGGUGCCCAAGAGAUUCACAUGCUGCAAAACGCCAACGACGACUUGAGGCGGAGAAUGAGCGACAACGAGCAGGGGAUGCAGAGCGCCCGUGGAGAUGCUCGGCAGGCCCUGGACAACACGAUCGAAUCGCUCGAAGUCGCGAACAACGCAUUUACCGCCGCGAAUCAGGCGCAGAGUAACUCGGCGGAGGCGCGGGGUAUCGCGCAGGCGGCGCAGGAGGAUACGCAACAGGCGCGCAGGGACGCAGAUGUGGCACGACGCGAAGCCGCGCAAGCGGCGAUCACCGCUCAGAGAGCCGAAGCGACCGCUCGACAGGCGCGCACCGAAGCGCAGCAGUCGCAAACGGUCGCUCAGGGGGCACAGACGAUGGCGCAAGGCGCGCUCAACGCAGCACAGCGAGCGGAAGUCGCGUCCCAGAAUGCGGUGGAAACGUCGCUCCAAGCGCACGGCGUGGCAGGCGCUGCACAGGUCGCCGCUCAACAGGCGAGGGACAGGGCCGAGGCCGCAGAGGGCACUGCGAACGCUGCCAACGACACAUCUCAGCAGGCGAACGCCAACGCCAACGAGGCGCUGACGGUCGCCGGCCAGGCCCGCACGGACGCGCAGCAGGCAGUGCAGACCUCCGUGGCUGCACGGGAGGCCGCCGACGGCGCCAACCACGCAGCAAUGCAGGCAAUUCAGACGGCUGGGCGGGCUGAGGAGCGGGCCAUCGCUGCAGACGGCACUGCGAACGAGGCGCAGGCGACCGCAACGGCGGCCCAGGAAGCGGCCACCACUGCCACGGCGACGGCGAACGAUGCCCAGAGGAUGGCGAACGCUGCUAGCGACACCGCGCAAGAGGCUGCCAACGUUGCUGAGAGAGCGAAGAACGUCUCGAACGAAGCGCAUGUUGCGGCGCACCAGGCGACGAGCACCGCGCAGGCGGCGGCCGAGUCCGCGCGGGCGGCAACAGAUGUUGCGCAGGGAGCGGAGCAGAACGCGACCCAGGCGCGGGAGGUGGUGCAGCAGGUCGAGGCGAACAUGCAGGGCGGGAUCGACCAGGCGAUCACGGUCGCACAGGAGGCGCACAGUGCCGCGGCUGCCGCAGAGCAGGCGGCGGCACAGGCCAGCCAGACGGCCGGCACGGCACACACCUGUGCACAGAACGCGCAGGCGAGGGCGAAUCAGGCCCACGACACGUCGGUUGAGGCGCAGCAGAGAUCGGAGGCGGCGCACGCUGCCGCGAGCGAGGCGCGGGCGGCCGUGACCGCGGCGCAGGUGGCUGCGAGCGAGGCGGAGGCGGCUGCGAGCCAGGCGCGGAUGAUGGGCGAUGAUGAUGAUGGGCGGGUGGGCCCAGGCGAUGCCGCGGGCUUCACCACCCCCCCGCGCGAGCAGGGCGCAAAGCCACAGCCGAUGGACGGAACGCCUCCAACGGCAGGGUACGCCGGCGGAUCGCGUUCGUCAUGA
Molecule: messenger RNA, 1995 nt
Organism: Pedinophyceae sp. YPF-701
Lineage: Eukaryota; Viridiplantae; Chlorophyta; Pedinophyceae
Source: the annotation of a GenBank genome assembly